AAUAGAAGCUCCUCCGAUGAAGGACGGCCGCCCGCACGACGCGACGGCUAACCGCCGCUUGACCCGUGGGAGCGAAGUCAAGCACGCGCUUGCCCAUGUCGCGCGCGCACACACACACGACAGCGGCCGGCCAGACGGAGACCCGUCGUCGCGGUUGACGUUGAAUUCCACCGCGCGCGCAGCAGCUAGGACACACUUGUCGCUCGCUGCUGCUCGACAGCCGAACCCAUCUGCGCCGGUCAGCUAGCAGCCACAGAGAGUGGUAUGUGAGCAGAGCACGUCACGUUUCCUAAUCCUCGCUACUAGUACGCGCGUGGCCCGGUCCGGCCGGCGGCCCCGACGUCGCGCCGCCAGAGUCUUUCUCUGACUGUUUGGCGCGUGAGCGAGCGAGCAGGGAAGUCUUUCUCUGCUGUCCCCGGCGGCGUGGGGUGCCUGGUCUUUGGUUGUGCUAGCUAACUCGUUAGAGCCUAGAUGCCGCCGGCCGCCGCGCCGUGGUCGUGGGCGUGCUGCGGCCGCAGGAGGAAGAGCGCCGGGGGCGGCGCGGGGGACGGCGACGGCGCCGGCGCGUCGGGGCGGGACGGUGACCAGUGGACGCUCUUCAUCGACCUGCCCGUGCUGGAGGCCGCCACCGCCGGCUUCUCCGACGGCAACCUCCUCGGCCGCGGCGGCUUCGGCCCCGUCUACAAGGGCGUGAUGGAGGGCGGGCAGGAGAUCGCGGUGAAGCGGCUGUCGCUGGAGUCGCGGCAGGGGGUGCGGGAGUUCCUCAACGAGGUGCGGCUGCUGCUCAAGGUGCAGCACCGCAACCUGGUCUCCCUCCUCGGCUGCUGCGCCGCCGCCGGCCAAAAGAUGCUCGUCUACCCAUACUUCCCCAACGGCAGCCUCGACCACAUCCUCUUCGAUCAGUAUACAGAGCAUAGAAGAGCUGCUCUGUUAUCUGAACCUGCACUGCAUCGCAUACUUUCAGACAGGGAGAAGAGGGUGCAGCUAGACUGGCCAAAACGGUACCAAAUUAUCCUCGGACUAGCGAGGGGCCUCCUGUACCUCCACGAAGAGUCUCCGGUGAAGAUCAUCCACAGGGACAUCAAGGCGAGCAACGUGCUCCUCGACGACAAGCUGAACCCCAAGAUCUCGGAUUUCGGCAUGGCGAGGCUCUUCCUCGAAGACGCGACGCACGUAAACACGUUCAGGAUCUCUGGCACAUAUGGUUAUAUGGCCCCGGAGUACGCGAUGAACGGGUACCUGUCGACCAAGACCGACGUUUUCAGCUUCGGGAUGCUCGUGCUGGAGAUCGUCAGCGGGAGGAAGAACAUCGACCGGCAUCUCGGCGACGAGAAAGUCGACCUGUUGAACUACACAUGGAAGCUGUCAGAGGAAGGCCGGCCACUGGACAUCGUGGACCCGGGCCUGUCCGGCUGGGACGCCGGCGAGGUGGCCAUGUGCGUCCAGCUCGGGCUGCUGUGCUGCCAGGCCGUCGUGUCGGACCGGCCGGACAUGUACAGCGUGCACCUCAUGCUGUCCAGCGACUCCUUCACGCUGCCCAAGCCCGGGAAGCCGGCGGUGCACGGCCGGGUCGGCCGGUGGAAGAGCACCACCGGCUCGGCCUCCAGCUCCGCCUCCGGCGCGAACACGAACACCACGUUCGCCACCGACACGACCAAGGCCUCGACGCUGGGAAACAUCGCUGAAGAUGAAUCCAGGAACUCCAUUUCCAUAUCCUUCACCACUGAAGGCCGGUAAAAAAUGGUACUCUAGUAAGAAAUCAGACGGUGUAGUGAUGGCGCGACCGUGCGAGUGGAUAAUGCACUCUAGAUCUAGUACAGGAGGCAGUGAUGGUUCCAGAAGCAUCCGGUCCAGUUUUCUUUUACCGUUUUUACUAGCUUUUCCAUUUUCUCCUGUUUUAAAUAUGUUCAGAAAUUUCAGGGUUUAUUUGGAAAUCAGAAAAUGUUAGGAAAUUUCAAAUCUUAUUUGGAAUAUUUUUUAGAAUGAUUCUUUUUGCAAAA
Messenger RNA from Triticum aestivum (bread wheat), 2000 nucleotides. Its product is annotated as putative receptor-like protein kinase At4g00960. Gene Ontology annotation, molecular function: protein kinase activity; ATP binding. Gene Ontology annotation, biological process: protein phosphorylation. The transcript has 5 exons. The record is from RefSeq and is a predicted model, not a curated record. Bases 472 to 1737 code for a protein of 421 amino acids. Lineage: Eukaryota; Viridiplantae; Streptophyta; Magnoliopsida; Poales; Poaceae.